Ceutorhynchus assimilis (cabbage seed weevil) is the source of this 606-nucleotide messenger RNA. Lineage: Eukaryota; Metazoa; Arthropoda; Insecta; Coleoptera; Curculionidae. The record is from the annotation of a GenBank genome assembly.
AUGGCCAAGCAUCAUCCCGAUUUAAUUUUCUGUCGGAAACAACCUGGCGUAGCCAUUGGAAGGUUGUGUGAAAAAUGCGAUGGAAAAUGUGUAAUUUGUGACUCCUACGUUAGACCCUGCACCUUGGUUCGUAUUUGUGACGAAUGCAACUAUGGUUCCUAUCAAGGAAGAUGCGUCAUUUGCGGAGGUCCCGGAGUAUCGGACGCUUAUUAUUGUAAAGAGUGUACUGUACAAGAGAAGGACAGGGACGGUUGUCCUAAAAUUGUUAAUCUUGGUAGUUCGAAGACUGAUUUGUUCUAUGAGAGGAAAAAGCAUUAUUACUCCCAAAUAUGGCACUGCUCAGUGGCUCAGUCUUCAUACCUGUUUCAAAAGCAGGCAUCUGUAGUUUCUAGUAAAGCUUCCAAGCCUAAUGAGGCAGCUGUUUCAAAUGAUCUUAUUGUCCUUGAUGAUGAACCACCAAAUGAGAGUAUCCACGACGAUGAGAUUGAGGAGCAAGAAUAUACUGAAAUCAACUCCCAGUCUCAGAACAUGAUGUCCCUGUUGAAGACCAUAGGGCAUAGAUCGUUUAAUCUAAGGCGCCCUAGAGCUUUGCCCAUUUUCUUUUAG